AUGAAGUGUAUUUUAGUACUACAUUUACUAUUUUUGUUGUAUAACGUAGACGGUCUAAAAGUAUUGGUUUGUUUUCCUUUACCUGUGAAAAGUAUUAGUAUAUUAGGACAAAGUGUAGUUCGGUAUUUAAUGGACGCUGGACACGAAGUAACAUACAUAACAGUGUACCCGUUGAAGAACCCACCAACUAAAAAAUUACGUCAAAUUGAUAUCAGCAGCAAUACUGCUCUAGUUGCAGAUGCGCAAAUACUUUCAUUGGCAUAUAUUCUGGACAAUAAACUGGAAAAUAGUUCACCACGUGACAUUCAAAUAUUUAGUCAAAAUAUCGCAAGAAAUACUCUUAGCCAUGAAAACGUGACCAAACUCUUGGAAGAUCAAAGUGAGCACUUCGAUGUUGUUAUAGCGGAUUUAUUAGAGACUGAGUUAUAUGCUGGAUUAGCAGUUGUAUACAAGUGUCCUAUGAUAUGGAUCCACUCUAUGGGGGCAAACUGGCAAGUACUGAAAUUGAUAGAUGUUGCUACGAACCCUGCUUAUGAUCCAAACUACUUAUCAUCAAACAUAAAUCCGUUAUCAUUCACACAAAGAGUCGAAGAACUAUGGACACGAAUGCAGUGGCAAUUUUUCAAAACAUUCUUCACUCAACCAGGGGAGCGCAAGAUUUAUGAGACCGUCUUUGGUCCUUUACUGGCUAAACGUGGAAGGAUGCUUCCAAAUUAUGAAGAUAUCAUAUACAAUGCUUCUCUAAUAUUUGCCAAUGAACAUGACGCUGCACUCAACAGACCAAGUACUCCACAAAACUUUAAAUUCAUCGGUGGACUUCAUAUAGAGGAACCUGUUAAGCCACUGGAAAAUGAUAUUCAAUGCCUCAUAGAUAACUCGGUGCACGGCGUCAUAUAUUUCAGUAUGGGAUCAUUUUUGAAAAGUAAUUCUAUGCCAACAAAUCUAACAAAAAACAUUCUUCAAAUGUUCGGAGAACUUAAACAAACCGUUAUUUGGAAAUUUGAAGGUAACAAUUUACAAGGCAUCCCAAAUAACGUUCACAUUGUAAACUGGGCUCCCCAACAAAGCAUUUUAGCUCAUCCCAAUGUUAAAAUAUUCCUCACACAUGGAGGCCUGUUCUCUUCCAUAGAAGCUAUCCACUUUGGAGUACCAAUCAUAGGAAUACCAGUACGUUUCGACCAGAAUACUAAUGUCAAUAAGGCAGUGCUUAAUGGAUAUGCUUUGAAAGUGGCCCUGUCUUAUGAUCUUCCUAAAGACUUGAAGGCUGCAAUUAAUAUCAUGUUAAAUGACGAUCGUUACACCAAAAAAGCCAAAGAGCUAUCCUCUGUAUACCACGACCGUUUGCUGAAGCCAGGUCCUUCUCUCGUAUACUGGGUGGAACAUGUAGUGCGCACACGCGGAGCCCUUCACCUGCGCUCUCCAGCCCUCCACAUACCUUUAUACCAACGUCUUUACCUCGAUCUCUUAGCUAUAACCCUAACUAUUGUGUCUGUAUUAAUUUUCUUAAUAAGCACACUAUGUAGGAACAAAACCGGCAAAUUACAUUACCUAAAGAAAAUUGAUUAA
Molecule: messenger RNA, 1566 nt
Organism: Spodoptera littoralis (African cotton leafworm)
Lineage: Eukaryota; Metazoa; Arthropoda; Insecta; Lepidoptera; Noctuidae
Source: the annotation of a GenBank genome assembly